GGCAGGCUUCUCUCCAUCCCAGAGAGAAAUGGCCGUUCUCAUUCUUACAUACACACUAGCAACAUAUCUUGACGUUUAGCAGCUAAUGUGUUUUAGGGACUGGACUGCUCUGCCGAGACUCUCCGCUUCGCUGUGUUGUGCUGUACAAUACCGUGAAUGUAAAUGUUGAGUUUAAGGUAAAGUCUUAUCCUCUGGAAGGCUAGUUCUGCUGUUAGCUACCUGCCAGCCUGCUAGCGUUAGCGCGUUAGCUGCCGAGCCACUGGUCAUCCUACACUGCUCGAUAUAGUCUAUUCAUGGGAAAUAAAUAGGACCUGAACCACAAGAGGACCGUCUUCCCGUGUUAAUAGAAGUUAAAUAAACGGGUAACCCCGAGCCUAAAUGCCCGAACAAGGCCCCAGGAUGAAUGGUUUUUCUCUUGGUGAGCUGUGCUGGUUGUUCUGCUGUCCGCCCUGUCCGAGUCGCAUCGCGGCCAAGCUAGCCUUCCUCCCCCCGGAGCCCACGUACUCUGUGCACACGGACGCUAACGGGGCAACUAGCUUACAUUUAACCGAGCGGGCGGACUGGCAGUAUUCUCAGCGGGAGCUCGAUGCGGUGGAAGUGUUUACCACCAGAAGCAGCCGGGGUAACCGGGUCGGGUGCAUGUUUGUGCGGUGCGCCCCGAACAGUCGCUACACACUGCUGUUCUCCCAUGGCAACGCAGUGGACCUCGGGCAGAUGUGCAGCUUCUACAUCGGCCUAGGCUCCAGGAUCAACUGCAACGUGUUCUCCUACGAUUACUCGGGCUACGGAGUCAGUACUGGCAAGCCUUCUGAGAAGAACCUGUAUGCGGACAUCGAGGCGGCCUGGCAGGUCCUGAGGAACAAGUACGGUGUUGCUCCGGAGAACAUCAUCUUGUACGGUCAGAGCAUCGGUACGGUGCCCACCAUCGACCUGGCUGCUCGCUAUGAAUGUGCUGCUGUCAUCCUUCACUCACCGCUCAUGUCAGGGCUGCGGGUGGCCUUCCCCGACACACGGAAGACCUACUGCUUUGAUGCCUUCCCCAGCAUCGACAAGGUGUCCAAGGUGGCGUCCCCGGUGCUGGUGAUCCACGGCACCGAAGAUGAGGUGAUCGACUUCUCCCAUGGCCUCGCCAUGUACGAACGCUGCCCCCGCGCCGUGGAGCCGCUGUGGGUGGAGGGGGCCGGCCACAACGACAUCGAACUGUACGCCCAGUACCUGGAGAGACUCAAGCAGUUCAUCUCCUUCGAGCUGCCCACCUCCUGAGGGGGUGUGGGUGACGGGGCUGCUCAGCACUGAGGCCAGGGAUCAUCUCGACACACUCCUUAUCAUCUCCCAACUUCCAGCAUCGGGCAGGACUGGCUCUCACUGUCCUGGAGGCAAUCGGGGGAGGAAUGUGUAGGCGAUUGGAAAAAGAGGGUUUUAGAUUGUUGAGGUGCAGCCAGGAGUCGGGGAGGGCCAGGAGCGUCCUGGGGAGGGAGGUGAGGCUCUGGCUGAACACGGACUGUCCACACACCCUGGCAGCUGCUCUUCAUGUGGACACAGUGUUUGCACUUGCUGCUCAAUCUGGAUCAUUUUUAAACUCUCCUUCCCUUCCUCCUCUCACUCCGUCUCCCCAUCCUGCUCCAGAGCUCCAGCUCGUCACAUGUCCAUACCCCUCCCCCGUCCCUGUUUCUCCUUUUUUUUUGACCAAGUCUUUGCAAGCUUGAUUUUUGUAUUCUUUUAUACCAAAUGAAGGAAGCAUCAAUUUUUUUGCACCUUGAGACAAAUGAAGUUUUUUACUUUUUUCUGUAAUUUUAAGUUACCAUUCAGGGUUUACCAAACAAUUGCACUUUUGAUGUGCACAUAUUUUCAGGUGGUGUUUUUGUGUUUGGAUAUGAAGAUGUUGGUUUUCUUUUGUUAUCUGCAUUCCAUGUUUUUUUGUAUUAAUUGCAGUAGAAGCUUUUUGUCAGUGUAAUCCUGAUGCGUGCUGCUCUCUCACAGGAAGACGGUAAUACCAAACCUUAUUAAAAAAAAUCUACCAAUUAUCAACUCUUUACUGCUGCACCCAGUCUACUGGUAAACUCAGCAUACAGACAGCAUCUUAAACACAAAGGGCAUUUAAAAGUGUACAAUAACUGAGCAGAUGGUGCUUCAUGAAAGUCUGCAGUGUUUAUUGAAAUACAUUUUGAUAGGUGGAUCAUCUGAAUGCAAAAUGUAAUGCUGAUUUUACCAGAGCACAUACAAAUUAAAGUAAAAUGCCUCAAAGGUCCUUCAGUAAAUGGAUGUUAUCAGCCUGUGUUGCAGGAUAUAAAUACACCAUCUCAACAUACACAGACAUAUUGCUCCAUAGCCCACGGUCUAAUUAGCACGGACAUUUUGAGAACGCAGUGAUAUCCUCACUAACUGAAUCUUCCCUGGGGGGCAGAGAGCAGCAGGCAUCGGGCUACACUUCUGGGAACGGGAGAUCAUGUACUAAUAAGACUUGACUGAACAGAAACACUUGACUCAGUACUGUAAACUGCAGCCGGGGUUCACCUGCAGCCAGAAGGACUGACCCUGCUCCAUGUGAAGGUGUUCCAGGUUUGGGUGUUGUCACUCAUCUCUGACUACUACUACUACUACUAAAAAAAGCCUUAUGUUCGUAAACAUUUCAGCCAGCUCUGUGGUCUUUAUAACUGCUGCUAUUCUUCAGAGGUCUCAGUCAAUCACUGUGAAAGCCAGACAGUUUGAACAGUGAGGUGAGAGCAAGGUACUAAAAACCAAAUUCAGCCUGAGCCGUGUGGGCUCUCCUUCACCACCUCUGAGCCGGGGAUCGCGUUUUCUUUACCCAGCUGGAACUCCAAAGACCUGACAGAAGCACCAUGGGGAGAUCUGAAGGGAGCAUGCAAUCACCUCUCCUCGCUGUUGAAUCAUUUUUUAUAUCCCCCCCUGCAAAGUAAAACACUAAACCAUUUAUCUAACAUGUUCAACAAUCACGAUGGAGUAAAGCGAGACACCGUCCCGUUCAAGCUGAUCAGAACGAUUGUGUUUGAGGGAUGUUUUCAGAGCGGUCAAUGAUUGGUCCGUGUGCUGCUGUGAAGUGGUUUGUCAUUUGAGUGUCGGUGUUUUCUGAUUUUUAGCUAAUGUCGGGUUGAUGUUUUGGAGCCUCCGAUCAUCUCUACUGUUGUCUUGUUGCUCCUCUUUUUUAAGCUGAUGAAGACCCCGCUCCAGUCUCUGAUUAUUGUUUUGAUACUGACAUUUUUACGAGGUUUUUUCCAGUCUUAACUGUUGAUAGGUUUACACUGUCUCUGAAAGCUGGUUUGUACGAUAAUCCUCUAACAAUAUAUCUUCUCUAUACAUAUUCGCCCUCACCUUGGGCCGUCUAGUCUUGUUGCUUUUAACACUGGAAUCACGAUAUGCAAAAGAAAGGCAGAUGAAGCUAGUCGUAUCAGAUGUUGAUGUGUAAAUCAGAUGAGCCUUAAUCAUGUUGUGAAGCAGAUUGUCCUACAUGUGGUAGUUGCGGGAAGGCAGCACAAUGGAUGUUUUAAUGAUUAUAAUGGAAUAAAGAAUGCAUGGAAGUGUA
Messenger RNA from Eleginops maclovinus (Patagonian blennie), 3541 nucleotides. RefSeq names its product abhydrolase domain containing 17C, depalmitoylase (gene abhd17c). Lineage: Eukaryota; Metazoa; Chordata; Actinopteri; Perciformes; Eleginopidae. Gene Ontology annotation, molecular function: palmitoyl-(protein) hydrolase activity. The transcript is spliced from 3 exons. Bases 379 to 1263 code for a protein of 294 amino acids. Gene Ontology annotation, cellular component: endosome membrane; plasma membrane. The record is from RefSeq and is a predicted model, not a curated record. Gene Ontology annotation, biological process: regulation of postsynapse organization; protein depalmitoylation.